Puntigrus tetrazona (Sumatra barb) is the source of this 3714-nucleotide messenger RNA. RefSeq names its product LIM and calponin homology domains 1b (gene limch1b). The record is from RefSeq and is a predicted model, not a curated record. Gene Ontology annotation, cellular component: stress fiber. Gene Ontology annotation, biological process: regulation of focal adhesion assembly; positive regulation of stress fiber assembly. Gene Ontology annotation, molecular function: myosin II head/neck binding. Lineage: Eukaryota; Metazoa; Chordata; Actinopteri; Cypriniformes; Cyprinidae.
AAUCAGGGGCCUUUCAUUGGAGCUGGGAACCAGAGAGUAGCAAAUAACAAAGAUCAGGUUGCAUGUUUCAACAAAAGGCACAGAGCCACCUGAAGGAGAGAAAGGCAGUCCUGCACCUGAGGAUAAUGUGGCGCUCUUCCUGAAGGGUUGUUUGGAGUUAGAUUUGAAGAGCUCUCAGCUAUUCGAUCUUGGAAAUCUACAAGAUACCUCUGCACGCUCUAACAAAACAAAUUCAGAUGGGAACUUCAUCCCCAUGAAGGAUAUCAAGAGAUCAAGCAUCUUCACCAAAGCUGCUAUGUUUCACUCUCUCAAAUGUCUUCACAACCUACAAGAUCCAGACAGCAACAAGAAAUUAAAAAAAAAUGUUUUAAUCAACAUCUAUUGCUUGGGCCGAGCAGCCAAAAGCAGCACCACAUACAACGGGCCCACCCUGGACCUGCACAAAUUUGAGGGAUUACUGUCACAGAUGAGAAAGGAAACAGAGGAGUGGGACAGCCCAAAGCGAAGCAUCAGGGACAGUGGUUACAUAGACUGCUGGGAGUCUGAGCGCAGUGACUCUCUCUCCCCGAUGAGGCACACGCGAGACGACUCAUUCGACAGUCUGGACUCCAUCGGCUCGUGUUCCCAUCCAACCCCCUCGCCUGAUGGCCUGCUUGCCCACGGCUACAAUGACCGUGGCAGCGACUCGGAGUGCGACACCCCCCAGAGGAAGAUGCCAGAUGUGUGCAAGGAUGACAUGCUGGUCCGGCGAACUUCCUACAGUGAACCCCGGACUGCCAUACCUUUCAACCAGUAUCUACCCAACAAGAGUAACCAGAGCUCAUACAUACCUGCACCAGUGCGACGCCCUCGCACAGACAGAGAUGACAGCUGCAAAAGUUGGAGUAAUGCAACAUCACCUGUUGAAGAAGAGAGACCUUUCAGAUUUAGCCGCUCAACUAGUGUGUUUGAUGAUCCAGAGAGUGUGAGCAUGAUAGACAUGAGAAGUGAUGAAGACUGUGUGUUGCCAUCCCAUAGUCAAGUUCGACAUGAGCUCCUGCACAACCAGUACAACAAGCUGAAAGAAGAAGAAAACCACUGGCAGGAUGACUUGGCCAAAUGGAAGAGCCGCAGAAGGAGUGUGUCUCAAGAUUUAAUCAAGAAAGAAGAAGAGAGAAAAAUGAUGGAGAAACUGUUGGGUGGAGAUGGAGGAUCACAGAGAAGGAAAAGUAUCAAGACAUACAGAGAAAUAGUGGAAGAGAAGGAACGUCGUGAACAGGAGCUGCAUGAAGCAUACUGGAAAGCCCGCACACCAGAGGAAGCAGUUUCUGUGCUGCAGCGUUAUGCCCAGCGUUUCACCAUCAGUGAGGCUGUUAUUGAGCGCCUCAAACUCCCCAAGCUGCUGGAGAGGAGUGCAUCGGCUGACCCUACUCGUCACUUCCUCUCAGUCUCCCCAGACAUCCCCUUGUCUUUGUGUGCUUCCUCAAACCCACUGCAGUACCUGAGGCAACAGUCACUUCCUUUGGCCAAAUUUACAUCCACAGUUGAAGCACAGGUGACGGGAUACAGCGCAGCGAAUGAUUUUGUGGGAGAUGUGACAGCGCCCUCACUGGGUCCGAAAACUUACAGCAGUGCUGCUGCUGAAAUGAGAACAGCUAAGGUGGAUGAAAUAAUGUGGGUGAAUCAAAAAAGGAAAGAUUCCAGCCAUAGCAAUGAGAAGGAAGGACGACAGAAAAACAAAGAGGCAGAAGAUGAUUCUCUGCAGUUCUUUCCAUCUUACCAGCACAUAGACUCAGACAUCACAGAUACUGUUGUGUCAGAGGUCGAGCCCAUGGUCCACACACUCUCAUCCACAUGUACACAACAGUGCUAUGAGAAAGACAGAGGUACCACAGAGGUUGAAGUUGGGACAGUCCCACAGGUUGGUGAUGUCACUAUAUCCCCAGAAGUGUUGGAGCUAAAAGCUGAAAAGACAGAUCAAGAGCAGACAGAUGAGAUGUAUAUGAGUGAAUCUCAACAAAACAUGAUUCAGUUUGACAGCUUUGCUGUGCAGGUUGAUAAACUAGCAACUGAGAUGCCACAGAAAUCAACAAAUCAGUCAGAGCCAUCCAACCUAGAAUCAUACAGAACCAAACUGGAUAUGCCAGAAAAAAAUGGAAAUGUCCCUCCCCCAGUGCUGAAUCUGGUGAAGCGGGGUGAACACUUUUCUUGGGACCCUGAGGAAGAGCGCAAGCGUCAGGAGAGGUGGCAACAAGAGCAGGAACGCAUGCUACAGGAGAAAUAUCAGCAUGAACAGGAGAAGUUAAAGCAGGAAUGGGAGCAAGCACAGAAGGAAGUGGAAGAGGAAGAAAGACGGUACCAUGAGGAGGAGAGGAAGAUUCUGGAAGAGACCCUGACUCCACUGAUGCCUCACUCAACGACUGUACCAUCAGCCCUUUCCAAAACCCACAGCACUUUACAGUCCCAGACUGAGGUGGAAAACAAAGAGGGGCCAGAGGAGAAGCAAAAGAGCUCUGGGAAUUAUAGACAUAAGGAAAAUGAAAAUAAUGAAGCAACCCAAAGAAAGAGUUUACAGAUGACAGUAAGUUCUCCCAUGCAAGGUUGUGCUUCAGUGGGUCAGAAAAGACAUGGAGACCAGAGCCAAGAAAAGCAGCCUACAAUACAGCCUAGUCAGGAUAUGCCACUGGAUAACAUACAGAUAACCAAGAAGAAUGAGUCUUGGAAAAAGAAUACAUUUCAACCAAAAUCUGGUGGACGCAGGAGGUCUGACUCUAUAGAGAACAUUGGGCCAAAUUCAUCAGCAUCACCUUCAUUCACAGAUACACAGCCACCUCCAUCACCAAACAGGUCUGUCAGUGGGAAGAAACUGUGCUCAAGUUGUGGUCAUCCACUUGGCAAAGGUGGCAUGAUUAUAGAGACUCUCAGCCUUUACUUCCACAUCCAGUGCUUUAAGUGUGGAAUUUGUAAGGGCCAGCUGGGUGACACCAGCACAGGAACAGAUGUGAGGAUCAGAAACGGUCUACUCAACUGCCAUCAAUGCUACAUCCGCUCCCGCUCUGCUGGUCAGCCCACAACCUUGUGAGCAAAAGAAAACUUCCCGUAACAUUGUCACCCCCAGUCCUCACAAUGCACAUGUGAAUAGAAGCAUAUUUAACAUGCAGCCACUGCAACAUCUUCAAGUCGAGUUUUCUUUUGCAACACAAAUAAGCAUGUGACUGAAGUAAAAAAUUGCUUUCUGAUUCAACUGACUGUAUAACUGAUAAAUAAAUAUGUGUGUACACUAAAAAUAUUUUUCAGAAAUUACAUACUCUUCCAUGACAAACAACCAGUUUAAGUCAUCUAUAGUUUAAAAAAAAUGAAUAAAGAAUCUGAGCUGAAUUUCUGGGUGUAUAUGAAACAAAAUUUUCUCAGUGUUUGAAUUUUUUUGUUGUUUUGUUUUUGUUUUGUAAUGGAAAGCAUUCAGCUUUCUCUGUAUCUUAGUAUAUAUAGAUAUAUAUGUAUAAAUCUCAAUUUUAAAAAAAAUACUCUUAUGCCUGGUUUUGUAGUCUAAGGUCACACAUAAGUAUGUAUGAUUGUUUUUUUGUUUUGUUUUUUUAAUAAUUACCUUUAAUUAUCUUUAAUUAUUGGAAUGCAGUUCCUCUAAUAUCCCAUGAUCAUUGUAUUUCCUAUCUAAAGGAAAGUGUGUAUUUACACAUAAAAAGUACAUUUGAUCUGAAAUAAAGACAGCCAAAUUCA